Messenger RNA from Hippocampus comes (tiger tail seahorse), 649 nucleotides. RefSeq names its product heat-stable enterotoxin receptor-like. Lineage: Eukaryota; Metazoa; Chordata; Actinopteri; Syngnathiformes; Syngnathidae. The transcript is spliced from 3 exons. The annotation marks the transcript as partial. The record is from RefSeq and is a predicted model, not a curated record.
AGUAUUUUAAAAGUGUGUCUGAAGAUCUUACAACAAAUGAAUUGCCAUAAAUACAAUGAAAACAUGUCGAGGGUGUAUUUAAAUCGGGCAUUUCUAUAUUGUGUAUUUCGAUGAUUGUGAGGGUGGUCUGGAAAUUAACUCCAGCGGUGGAAGGGCAUUACUGAACAUAUUUUUUGUGACACCUUUAUUUAGUGGGAGAUAUUUUAUCAGAUGUCUCUGACCACUCUGAACCAUCUACAGAAAAAUGGUGACGCUGGAUGUGUCAUGCUUGGGCCUUCAUGCACGUAUGCCACCUUCCAGUUGGUGGAUGAUGAAAUUGGCCUGACCUUGAGCAUUCCCAUCAUUUCUGCGGGGAGCUUCGGGCUCUCGUGCGACUACAAACCCAAAUUGACUCGGAUCUUGCCGCCGGCACGCAAGAUCUCGGACAUGUUCUCUCAUUUUCUGACGGCCCAUUUGCCAUUCAAAGAGGUGUGGAAGCAUGUUUACGUGUACAAGAAGUCGAUCUAUAACGCGACCGAGGAUUGCUUCUGGUACACAAAUGCACUGGAAGCGCCUUCCGCCAACUUCGCUACAACACUAAAGAGGGAGAUGCUACGUUCUGAGGAUGAGCUCAAGAAAGCUCUCAUGUCUGAGAAAAGACACAGUAAUA